CUCUGAAGGGCAGGUUCCAUCUAUGUGAUUGUUUCCUCAUGACAAACUCAAAAAAGAAGAGGGGAAGAAGUCUAAAGAAACUCUUCAGGUUUGUGAGGGUCAAAUGAAAUUAUGUACAUAAAAGCAACUAACACAUGUGGUGUGCUCCCUUCCUCUUGGGUAAAAACAUGUAAGGAAACACUUGUUGAGUUUGUACUGUAUACCUAGCACUUUUCAUACAUUCCAUUUCACAGUCAACAAGUCACCACAACCAUGUGAGAGAGGCAUUAUGACCGCAUUUUAGAUAAGGAACCUGAAGGGGAGUAACUUGAGCAGGUCACACAGCGAGUCAGGGGCACAGGCAGGAUUAGCACCCGGAUCAGUCCUUAGAGCCAGCUCUUCCCCACAGGGCUUCCUUGAGAACAGAAAACUUACGAAAAAGGUCAACUUCCCUCUCAGCCUGGGCUCUAACCUCAUGUCCUCUUUCCCUCUGGGCCUCUGCACAGGCUGUUCUCUCAGCUGGAGACUUCCUCCCUCCACUCCCUUGCCUUCACCUGGCUAAUGCUACUUAUCAUUCUCAGUCUCCUAAUGCUCUGUACUUCCCCAUGGGACCCUGCCACACUGCGAGCUCCAGGAAGGCAGGGACUAUGUCUUGUUCACUGACUGGCACAGAAAAGGCUCUCAAUAAAUACUAACUUAAUGUAUUCACUCGACCUAUUAUGGGCCAGAUCCUGUACUCUUGGGGAGGGGCAGACAUUAAAUAGAAUAAUCAGGGUGUGGUCAACAGGGAGCACCUGUCGGAGAUCCCAAGGAGAGUGGACGGGGUGAGGAGAUGGGGGUAGAGUUAUACCCCCCGCACAUACUGGAUCUCUGUGGGGUCGAUUGAAUUCCUUGACCAAAGGCUACAGCUCCUGUCAGAGGGCCCUCCUUAUACAGAUAUUUUGUGCAGGUUCCAAUAAUCUCCCAGCCCUCCGCCUUUAGACCUUGGGGAGGUAAAGUCUCCCUGCUAUUGGUAGCCACGUGGCACUGCUCUAUCCCUUGUGGGAGUCCCAAAACACUGUCUAUGCUUUUGUAAAUCCUUCCUUUAUUAGAAUCUCCUUAAGUUACCCCAUCUGAGAGCAUGCCAUCUGUCUCCCGCCAAUACUGAUAGGAAAAAGCUUAGCACGUCUGAAGAACAGAAAGAGCAGUAUGGCUGAUUGGGUAAGUGGAGGAGGAGGUGGUACAGCUAAGACAGGGUCUAGACCUUCAGGUAGGCUGGGACUAGCUCAUUGAGGCCAUUAGGAAUCUCGACGGGUGGACGGAAGGAAGAGUGGUUGCAUGAAUGAAAGCACACUAGUUAAGAUAAUGCGCGCCUGCCUGAGUAAACCAGUGAACCAACGGAAGGAAUGGUGGGUGAGAGGCCUCCUGCCCUCUAACCGGGCCCCAGUCAGGUGGAUUUGCCGACGACGCGGUCUGUGUUCUCUGCUCGGCAGGACGCUGGAGGGCCCGGUGCCGGAGGAGCCGGAGCUGGAUUGGGGCUCCGAGGAGCCGUGCACGGGGUCCUGCCACGCACAGCGCAUCCUGCAGACCCUGAAUGCGUAUCGGCGGAGCGGCACCCUCACCGACGUGGUGCUACGUGCCGGCGGCCACGACUUCCCAUGCCACCGCGCAGCGCUUAGCGCGGGCAGCACCUACUUCCGCAGCCUGUUCGCGGCUGGGCAGCCAGAGCGUGGCCUGGCUAUGGUGCCCGUGGUACCCGAGGCGCCGGGCCCUGCCGGGACAGCGGUGGCGACGGCGCUGGCCGUGGUGCUCGACUACCUGUACGGAGCGGGCGUGCGGCUGCGCGCGGAGGACGAAGCGGCCGCGGUGCUGGCGCUGGCCGAGCGACUGGGCGUGGCAGGCCUGCGCGAGGCCUGCGCGCGCUUCCUCGAGGGUCGCCUGCGCGCCGCUAAUAGCCUGGCGCUGCGUCGCGUGGCCGCUGCCUUCUCCCUCGCCUCUCUGGCCGAGCGCUGCGGCCGCGUGCUGCGCCAGGCCUUCGCCGAGGUGGCGCACCACGCCGACUUCUUGGAGCUGACGCCCGACGAGGUGGCAGCGCUUCUGGCCGACCCAGCGCUGGGCGUGGCGCACGAGGAGGCCGUGUUCGAAGCGGCCAUGCGCUGGGUGCGUCACGACCCGCCAGCCCGCCGCGGACAGCUGCGGCGCUUGCUGGAGCACGUGCGCCUGCCCUUGCUGGCGCCCGCCUAUUUCCUGGAGAAGGUAGAGGCCGACGAGUUGUUGCAGGCCUGCGGUGAGUGCCGCCCGCUGCUGCUAGAGGCCCGUGCCUGCUUCAUCCUGGGCCGCGAGACCGGCACACUGCGGGCCCGGCCGCGGAGAUUCAUGGACCUAGCUGAAGUGAUCGUGGUCAUCGGCGGUUGCGAUCGCAAGGGGCUCCUUAAGCUGCCGUUCGCCGACGCCUACCAUCCCGACAGCCGACGCUGGACCCCACUGCCCAGCGUGCCCGGCUUCGCGCGCUCAGAGUUCGCGACCUGCACUCUCCGCAAUGACAUCUACGUCUCUGGAGGCCACAUCAACAGCCGUGAUGUGUGGAUGUUUAGCUCCCAUCUGCACACCUGGAUCAAGGUGGCCUCACUGCACAAGGGCAGGUGGAGGCACAAGAUGGCGGUCGUGCAGGGGCAGCUGUUCGUGGUGGGCGGCUUUGACGGCCUGCGGCGCCUGUGCAGCGUAGAGCGCUAUGACCCCUUCUCCAACACCUGGGCUGCUGCGGCCCCGCUCCUAGAGGCAGUGAGCUCAGCUGCCGUGGCACCCUGCGCCGGCCGGCUCUACGUGAUGGGGGGCGCCGGGCGGGACGGCGUCAACACCAACAAGGUGCAGUGCUUUGACCCCAAGGAGGACCAGUGGAGCCUGCGGUCACCAGCGCCCUUCUCGCAGCGGUGUCUCGAGGCUGUUGCCCUGGAGGACACCAUCUAUGUGGUUGGGGGCCUCAUGAGCAAAAUCUUCACCUACAACCCUGGCAUGGAUGUCUGGGGGGAGGCAGCUGUCCUCCCCAGCCCUGUGGAGAGCUGUGGCGUGACUGUGUGUGAUGGGAAAGUCCACAUCCUUGGCGGGCGGGAUGAUCAUGGGGAAAGCACCGACAGGAUCUUCACCUUUGACCCCAGCAGUGGGCAGGUGGAGGCCCAGCCAUCCCUGCAGCGCUGCACCAGCUCCCAUGGCUGCGUCACCAUCGUCCAGAGCCUGGGCAGGUGACUCAUACUUGAACCAGGAGGUGGGGAGGGGAGGGAGAACUCAGGUUCACCACUGCUCCCCUCAUGGCAGCUCGGUGUAAACAGCCUCUUAGCUUACUGCCCCUUUUCUUGUAGAAAUAAAACCUCCUUCAAAGGUUGGGUCUGUGUUCCAGCUCAAGCCUCCUUUGCCUGGAGAAGUAAUGCCCAGUAUCUGCUCCCUGCUUUGACUCUUUACAAAACACCUUCAUGUUAUUACCUCAUUUACCGUCAUAAUAGCAGCGUGGACAUUUUAAAAAAUUAUGAAAUAUUUCAUGCAUAAAAAGAAUAUAUUUUGUAUAGUUUAAGAAUCAUAAUAAAAUAAAUAUGUGUUCCCACGACCUAGCUUAAGACAUAGAUCACUAGCUUAAGAAAUGCCUUUGUAGGCCCCUCUAUUUCCAAACCCAUCCCUUCGCACGUUCCUCCCAAGAAUUGUCACUAUUCUUAAAUUUCAGAUUAUCGGCACUUAAAAAAAAAACCUUUUAGUGAGCUAGUUACUAAUAUCUGUAUUUUACAGAGAAGCAACUGAUUUUAAAAGAUAAGGAGACUCACCCAAGGCCACAUACUUAGUAAGAGGCAGAAUCUAUGACUCAUAGAUUCCAUGAAGCUUUAGAAUCUAUGAGACACUUCUGGCCAGGAUGGUUCUCCCUUUCUAAACCACCCUCUCCAAUUCAAACACCUAUAGCAAUGAUAGAUAAAAUUAAAAGCCAGACAACUGAGGCAUAGGCUUGUAAGUAAGCAAACAUGUCUGAGGACCAGAAACAGAAUUGUAAAACGUAAGGCAGAAGCUCAAGCUUCUAAAUUCAGAUUCUGGGAUAAAGGCUUUAAAACCAGGAUGACAAACCAGGGUCACUGCUAGAAGCCUGGGCCAAGGUGGGGCUCCCCCGCUCAUGAAAGAAGCUGAAACAAAACAGAACAGUUGUAGAACCCUGAGCAGCCUCGGGGGUCAAGACUCGCAGUAAACUGGAGGCCCCCGGUAGUGGGCACCAGAGCCACAGGCCUCUAAGACACCAAUGAGCCCAGCUUUGCACCUGGAUGUGUGAGAUCCCCAACAUCAACGUGGGGUACAAGCUCCUGAUGCCAUUAUAAGCGCCUGGGUUGGUCUGGGGCUGAAGGGCAGCAACAUAAAACUGCUGGGUCGGGAGGGGUGAACUCAGUAGAAAGAGAGGGAACAAAGGACUGAUGCCACAGACUCUGUGAAUCAAGGCCCAGCGGUUCAGAUUCUGUGCCUGUAUUUCUGAGGCCCAGAGGAGCUAGCCAGGCCCCACCUGGGGCUCCCCUUAUUUGCACUCAGAUUGCCUUCUGAAGAGCUGUCAUCUGCUCCUCCAUCUCCUCCAGCACAGGGCCAGCACUAAGCCCCUAGCCAUCUUCCAAAGCCCCAGGGCCCUGUCUGCAGGAUCUCUCCAGCUGGGGCUGACCCAUCACAGAGCAGCAUAAAGGCCCGGGUCCCAGCUGAGCUCCUACCCUCCGAUUAUCCCAGAUUAGGGAGCCUGUGACCAUCUGGACACAGCUGAUAAUGGCAGAGGGGGAGGGGAGUGGAGUAGAGGCCCAGCCUCAGAGCCUUCCUGCUCCCACCCCAUGCAUAACACCCAGGACAAAGCAAAGGUGCUGUACUGCUUGCUUACCCAGGCGAAAGCCGGAGUGGAAAGGGUAGGGGCAAAUCCAGGGCAAGCUCUCCCCAGAGACAUGGGCAUCUUACCCAGGCUCAGCACUUCUGUGUAGCCAGACAGAUUGCCCAGUUUCCCCCAUGAUGGCCAUUUGUGCCCCAGUGCUUGCUCAUGCAAGUGCCAAUGCCCUUUGCUGCUCUGUCUGCCUGGGCAGACCUGACACCAUACACCCAAGAGCUGACCACUCCCUCCUUGUACCCCUUCCUUAUCAGCCCUUCUUCCAUCACCUGACAUAUGGCCAGGCCUUCGUGUGACAUCUCUGGUCUCUCCUGACACACCCAUAGGAUGCCUCUUGAGGCAGGAAAGGUGUCACCUUCAUCUCUGGGUCCUCCAGUGACUGGAACAAACCCUUCCACUGAAUACCUUAAAUCAAGGUUUCCUGGAUUUCUAUCUCAUAAUACCUGUGAGGUAGUUACUACUGCUCCCCUCCCCACCUCCCACCUCCGAUUACAAAUGAGUAAACAGACUCAAGAGUUGUGAAGUGACCUGCUAACUAAGGUCACAGGGCUGGUGAGUGGUGGCAGAGCCAGGAUUCCAACUCGGGUCCAGCUAUCUCCAAAGUCUGCUUCCUCCAUGAAGCCUCUGCUAAUCUGAGAAAAUGGUGUGGGGCACAGCAAAGCAGUUGUUUAGAAGCAGGAGAUAACAUCAUUUCCACGUGGGAAAUUCCAGCUUGAUAGGAUACUGUCCCUGACCUUCUGGGCUUCCGACUUGAUGAGACAUGGUGCUUGUCCCUGGUGAGUGAGGCUCACAGGAACACAAGCAAAAGGUGACAGCCACGUGUCCUAAUUACAAGGACUACUGGUUAGACCGAGACCAUAUACAGAGGAUCCCUCUGGCUCCUAGUCCACUGCUCUCUGGCACCCCAGGCUGCCUGCUGAAUGUGAACUGUUACCAUUCAGUUCAGAGGGAAGCCAGACAAGUCCAUGACCCCUUAGCCACACACGGGUUUGCCAUCUUCUCACCGGCUGAGAACAGAGACAACUCUUGGUAUGCAAUCAGAAAACGAUGAACCCAAAUUUAAUUUUUGAGUUUCUUUUUUGAGUAGAUCUAUUUGUAAAGAUUGAUAUUUUAUGACUGUAAUUCUUUCUUAGCGGGCUUUCAAAGAACAAGGAGAACUUUACUUCUUACAUAAUAGAAUAAAACUUUCUAUUUUGUAAUCACUAUAUGGACUUGUUGAAUUCUUUUAUAAAUCUGAAACAUAUCCAUGCUGUAUAUGCUACCCACCCAUUAGUACAGGAAAAAACAUAGUAUAUGUAGAGUUCCCUACUAUCUGCAGUUUUAGGUAACCCCUGAGGUCUUGGAACGUAUCCGCUGCAAAUAAGGGGGGACUACUGUAUUAAGUUGUUCAAGAGGAAAGAUUUCAUCACAUAAUUCUUUGUGACAAAAACCUGGACUAUCCCAUUUUGCUCAAAGACAAUGUGACAGUAUGUAUCUUUCAUGAUGACUAUGCCCCCAAAUUUACUUGGUAGUUUGUUACAGUUCAUAGAGACAAGCUGAAGGCAGCUGUACAUAAAGAUGAGUGGAGAAAAACAGAUGCUGUAGAAAUUUUUAAAAUUCAUUGGUCAUCUGAAUUGACCUUUAUAAAUCUAAAAGUGAAAAUGUUUUAAAAUUAUGAAGCAAAGAAAAUGGCUAUCCUCUCUUCAACAAAGUUAUAAGCAACCAAUUUUUUUU
Molecule: messenger RNA, 6553 nt
Organism: Globicephala melas (long-finned pilot whale)
Lineage: Eukaryota; Metazoa; Chordata; Mammalia; Artiodactyla; Delphinidae
Gene: KLHL35
Product: kelch like family member 35
Molecular function (GO): protein binding
Source: RefSeq, a predicted model, not a curated record